Sebastes umbrosus (honeycomb rockfish) is the source of this 1508-nucleotide messenger RNA. RefSeq names its product gap junction delta-2 protein. NCBI's taxonomy places the organism in Eukaryota, Metazoa, Chordata, Actinopteri, Perciformes, Sebastidae. Bases 121 to 1224 code for a protein of 367 amino acids. Gene Ontology annotation, biological process: cell communication. The transcript has a single exon. Gene Ontology annotation, cellular component: connexin complex. The record is from RefSeq and is a predicted model, not a curated record.
GGUGGCUUCCGGAGAGGGACAAGAUAGAACAAGUUUGAUGACCACUGAUGUACAAUGACAUGUCCUUUUAUUAAUAACAUUGUUGACAUAAUCUUUUACUUUUUUCUCUAAGGUUAAGCCAUGGGUGACUGGUCCAUACUUGGUCGCUUUCUGUCUGAGGUCCAGAACCACUCUACAGUGAUAGGCAAGAUCUGGCUCACCAUGCUGCUCAUUUUCCGUAUCCUGCUGGUGGCCUUGGUGGGUGACGCUGUCUACAGCGACGAGCAGUCCAAGUUCACCUGUAACACCCAGCAGCCUGGAUGCAACAAUGUCUGUUACGACACCUUUGCUCCUGUUUCACAUCUACGGUUCUGGGUUUUCCAAAUUGUGCUGGUCUCCACCCCAUCCAUCUUCUAUAUAGUUUUUGUUCUUCAUAAGAUUGCCAAGGAUGAGAAGCUGGAUGGCCAAAGCGCACAGGUGGUAGCCCAGAGGCCCCUCCGACAGAGAUCUGGACACGUGAGAAAUGAUGGCAUGGAGGCCCUGAGGGUCAGUAUGCCCACCUACUGUCCUCAUUACAGGGAGAAAUGUGAUGCGAAGAGGGAAGGAGUAGAACAAAGCUCUCUGGAGGAGGAUUGUGGUGAAGUAGGGGAGGACCCCACCCAGCAGUCCAACCAGGUUCUGCUCAUCUACAUUCUGCAUGUGUUACUACGAUCUGUCAUGGAGAUUACUUUCCUGGUGGGCCAGUAUUUCUUGUUCGGGUUCGAGGUGCCUCACCUGUACCGCUGUGAGACCUACCCUUGCCCUACUCGUACGGACUGCUUUGUGUCACGUGCCACUGAGAAAACCAUCUUCUUGAACUUCAUGUUCAGCAUCAGCCUGGGCUGCUUCAUGCUCAACAUCGCAGAGCUGCACUACCUGGGCUGGGUCUACAUUUUCCGCAUCCUCUGCUCAGCCUGCUCCACCUGCUGCAGUCAGGAGAGGGACACCGUCAGACUAUACUCAAACCACAACCCCCUCCUGCUGCAGCUCAGGCAUUCUCUGAGGGGCCAGCUUGUUCUGCAGACUCCAGGAGCCAUGGCUGCAGAGAAGACCGGGGGUCUGCUCACACAUGCCCCGGCUAUAUCCUUUGAGACAGACUCAAGUGUGGAAUGCACCUCCAAGAGAAGUCCAGAGAGCAGAGACAAAGUGAAGGUCAAGUUGGCCAACAUGGCCAGGCUGGGACGGACUAAGAAGUCUUGGCUAUGAGAGUGGUAUUCUUCUGUAAUGUCAUUCAAUUUUUGAAAACAGGCUGAGAAAGGGACCUCUAAGGCCUGAAAUGUACCCUAUGAACAUGUUAUGUAGAUACUUUGAGCUAUACUAAGGCAAUUUCAUUCACUGUCAAAUGUAUCUGAAGACAGUUCUAAAAAAAGUAAUAAAGUAAAAAAGUGAAAGUAAUUCUGAAAGCAUGGCAGUGAGGGGUACUGUAGUAGGAGACAACAUGAUUAAGCUGUUUCCUUAGUGUCCCAGCUCCAUGAUACAUUGUAAUUGUA